AUAUGACCAGCGCUUUGCUGUCAUUUAUGUUAUUCGGCACCAGUUAGCAAACCAUAUCGACUAACUUUAGCUUGUUCAGGGUUUAUUUUAUUUAUCCGACGAUGGCGACAUUGGUGGCAAACCGGGCGAUGGACGUCAACGGAUUGGCAGCAGCUGCGAGGACGCACACCCAGGCUGUGACCAGAAAUUACAUCUCUCAACCCAGGCUAACUUACUCCACUGUGUCUGGUGUAAAUGGACCCUUGGUGAUCUUGGAUAACGUGAAGUUCCCCAGAUAUGCUGAGAUUGUUCACCUGACCCUGCCCGAUGGCACCAAGAGGAGUGGGCAGGUCCUGGAGGUGAUUGGAAGCAAGGCAGUCGUCCAGGUGUUUGAGGGAACAUCAGGCAUCGAUGCCAAAAAGACGGCGUGCGAGUUCACUGGUGACAUCCUGCGUACUCCAGUGUCAGAGGACAUGCUGGGGCGAGUGUUCAAUGGCUCAGGAAAACCCAUUGACCGUGGGCCCAGCGUUCUGGCUGAGGACUACCUGGACAUCAUGGGUCAGCCCAUCAAUCCUCAGUGCCGUAUCUACCCAGAGGAGAUGAUCCAGACUGGCAUCUCAGCCAUCGAUGGCAUGAACAGCAUUGCCAGAGGACAGAAAAUCCCAAUUUUCUCUGCUGCUGGGUUGCCCCACAAUGAGAUUGCUGCUCAAAUCUGUCGCCAGGCCGGCCUGGUGCAGAAGUCCAAGGAUGUGAUGGACUACAGUGCUGAGAACUUUGCCAUUGUCUUCGCAGCCAUGGGGGUCAACAUGGAAACUGCCCGGUUCUUCAAGUCUGAUUUUGAGGAGAAUGGCUCCAUGGACAACGUCUGCCUUUUCCUGAACCUGGCCAAUGACCCCACCAUCGAGCGUAUCAUCACCCCUCGCUUGGCGCUGACUUCAGCAGAGUACCUGGCCUACCAGUGUGAGAAGCACGUCCUGGUCAUCCUGACUGACAUGAGCUCGUAUGCUGAGGCUCUCAGAGAGGUCUCGGCUGCCCGAGAGGAAGUGCCCGGCCGUCGAGGCUUUCCUGGCUACAUGUACACUGAUCUGGCCACCAUCUACGAACGUGCUGGCCGAGUGGAGGGCAGAAACGGCUCCAUCACCCAGAUCCCCAUUCUCACCAUGCCCAAUGAUGACAUCACCCAUCCAAUUCCUGAUCUGACUGGAUACAUCACAGAGGGUCAGGUCUACGUUGACAGACAGCUGCACAACAGACAGAUCUACCCACCCAUCAAUGUGUUGCCGUCACUGUCCCGUCUGAUGAAGUCAGCCAUCGGUGAGGGGAUGACCAGGAAGGACCAUGCUGAUGUUUCCAACCAGCUGUAUGCCUGUUAUGCCAUUGGUAAGGAUGUCCAGGCCAUGAAGGCUGUGGUUGGAGAGGAGGCCCUCACCUCUGAUGAUCUGCUCUACCUCGAGUUCCUACAAAAGUUUGAGAAGAACUUCAUCGCUCAGGGCCCGUACGACAACAGGACAGUGUAUGAAACCCUGGACAUCGGCUGGCAGCUGCUGCGAAUCUUCCCCAAGGAGAUGCUCAAGAGGAUUCCUCAGAGCACCCUGGCUGAAUUUUACCCAAGGGAGUCUGCUGCCCGUCACUGAGGCAAACUAAGGGAUGCUCUGGUUCUAGCCCCACUCUCCUUUCUCCCCAGCAUCCUCCUCUCCUGGUAUUCCUUUCUCUCAUCUCACCCUAGAGCCCUGUACUUGGAGGCCGAUGUUGCCGAGCCUUCACCCAUCUUAAACCUCACCUCCUCUUUCUCCACAGUUCUUAUUUCUGCCAGUACAUCUUCUUUUCAUCAAUCAACUCACCCCAACACCACCCCCAUUCUCCUACCCCGAAUGAGAACAGGGCAAUAAUCUCCCCCUUCUGUAGAUGUACUGUAGUGUAUCUGUGUCCAGACGUUGUGUAUGGAAAGUGUCUGUGGUUGUAAUGUCUACCCUUAAUUGCAAAAACGUGAACAUAUCCUUAAAAUUAUAGAUCAGUCCUUAUUUAUUGGGGUGUGUUACCGCUGGAUUCCCCUCUUGUUUUUAUAACUAAAUCCUAUGUAAUAUCAAUUUCUCGCUAAAAGCAAGAGGUUUCCAACCGAAGAAAGACGUGUGUGUGUGUAUAUAUAUAUAUAUAUAUAUAUAUAUAUCUGCAGGGGGGUUGUCAAAAUAACAAUGUCCCUGAAGUACAGUACCCCUGCACCCAGUACCAGUAGGUGAAGCUCAGAGUGGGGUUUUUAUUGAGACUGGCAGAAAGAUUUAUUCAGCUUGACUGUCAUUUUCUAAACUACAAAGCACCAUUUGAAUGAACAACACAAACUCACAGUUUCACCAACUGAACAUCAGAAAUGUGUGUUUCUCUCAUCCACUGCCUGGUUAUUGCUUAAUAAUAGGCGACCGCUGUAUUUUUUUCAUGUCAGUGACCUAAAGUUGGCCAUUACGCAAAUGUUCUCAUGUCAGCAUCCUCAACAUGACGAGGAAAGCAUCCUGAGUAAACAGAGAAACUUGGGACACAAGCAGAGUUGAGAUGUUUACUGUAUGCUGUCUGCAGUGGUUUCACUCUUUCUUCCCUCUUGCUUCCUCUACCGACUCUGGAAACUAUACAGUGGAUGUUUACAUUAUUUGUGUUUUGCUGUUUGAUUUGUGUUGCGAAAAAUGAAUAUAGCAGAGUAUAUUAAACAUUCCCAUCUGUCUGCAGAAACUAAUUCUUUGUUGUGAAACUAUAAUGGUUUUGUGUGUUUGUGUCCAUGAAUAAAUUAAGUAUACUGUU
Molecule: messenger RNA, 2766 nt
Organism: Chelmon rostratus (copperband butterflyfish)
Lineage: Eukaryota; Metazoa; Chordata; Actinopteri; Chaetodontiformes; Chaetodontidae
Gene: atp6v1b2a
Product: ATPase, H+ transporting, lysosomal, V1 subunit B, member a
Exons: 14
Coding region: 102-1613 (503 amino acids)
Biological process (GO): ATP metabolic process; proton transmembrane transport
Cellular component (GO): proton-transporting V-type ATPase, V1 domain
Molecular function (GO): ATP binding; proton-transporting ATPase activity, rotational mechanism
Source: RefSeq, a predicted model, not a curated record